Humulus lupulus (European hop) is the source of this 1210-nucleotide messenger RNA. RefSeq names its product probable WRKY transcription factor 50. Lineage: Eukaryota; Viridiplantae; Streptophyta; Magnoliopsida; Rosales; Cannabaceae. The transcript is spliced from 3 exons. The record is from RefSeq and is a predicted model, not a curated record. Gene Ontology annotation, biological process: regulation of DNA-templated transcription. Gene Ontology annotation, molecular function: sequence-specific DNA binding; DNA-binding transcription factor activity. The coding region runs from base 162 to 686 and encodes 174 amino acids.
CCGCUGUAUUUUUUUUUUGGCUAAGUGGCACUUCUUACUUACUAAGAAUUAUCUUUGAAGCUUCCUUAUUAUUACGUAGGAAGCUCUCCAUGAACCCACCUCACACAAUCUAUCCCUAAUAAUAUAUCUGCACAAACCAAGUUCACUUGUGUAGCAAGCAAAUGAUGUCGGGCAGUCCUAGUAGCAAUAGCAACACUAAGUUUAAAUCACAUAUGGAUCAGUCUCCUGAGAAUGACAACAUGGUUGAUGACUCCAGUCUCGAUCAGUUCUCCGAGUUUUUGAUGUUUGAAGAGUGGCCUGAUGAAUAUCGUCAUCAGGAGGUGUCCCCAGUGUCUCAGCCUACACCGAACACUGUUACUUAUGCCACCGACGAAUUCGGUGGAAGCAGCAGCCACCUUGGUGGACACAACACCACUGGAGGGAAUGUGCAAAGUGGGAGGGAAAGAAUGGAAGUCAGAGAAAGAGUUGCUUUCAAGACAAAAUCAGAAAUUGAAAUAUUGGAUGAUGGGUUCAAAUGGCGGAAGUAUGGGAAGAAGAUGGUGAAGAACAGCCCAAAUCCAAGGAACUAUUACAGGUGUUCAGUUGAUGGAUGUCCUGUAAAGAAGAGAGUGGAAAGAGACAGAGAAGAUCCUAUGUAUGUUAUAACAACCUAUGAGGGAGUCCAUAACCACCAAAGCUCUUUCUAGUUAUGGUAACUUGGGAGCUAAUCAAAGUUGCAGAUUCAAACUUGGUACAAGAUAGUUUUGUACCCACCACUUCUUCCCUUGUUGACUAAGGGUUGACCAUGUUUAUACAUAUGAUGACCAAGAUGUAUUCCUCUGCUUUUUGCACAAGCAAGCAUUAGGUUCUUUUCUUUACCAGUUUUGUAGAGUUAUGAAAUCAGAUCAGAGUUUCAGAACUAGGAUGUUUUCAGAAACUAGCAGUAUUGGGUUUUAAGUUUUAGCUUUAUAUGACAAUAACUAAGGAAACAUCUUUAUUCCAACUUAGGUAUACAUAUAUAGAAGAAUGGUCACGUCUCUAUAAUAGUUACUAGUUACGUUUCAAAAAAUAAAAAAUGUACUAUUAUUAUAAUUCCUUCCAUAGUUAUAAUGAAGUGCCAAAUUGAUCACAAUCAUGUAUAAAAUUCUAGCUUCUAACUAUUUAAACAUAUGUAACUUUCUAUAGUUCAUAUGUAACUAUCUAUAGUUAAAUAUUGACAUAGUAUUAUUCA